GGGCCUGCUUCCACAGAGCUUUCCCAGCUGCGACACCUGCACAAGCACAAAAUACUUUAGAUUAUUUUUAAGUUUCCUCUGUGAUUAGUUGAUUAAUUGUUGACUACAUUUGUCAAUUAGUGCAAUUAGACGCACGUUUUAAGUUAGCAAAACGAGUAACGAGUAAUGUAUUUAAUUAAUAUCCUCACAUUUCUGAGUGAAGCGCGCUUGCUUCAGUUUCCUUCAUUACAGGCGCAUGCGCAACACCGUGGCGCGAGAGAGAUCCACAGAAGCUCGUGCACGUGAUGUCAUCGGGCUAGCUUGCUGCACGCUCAGAAGAGUUUUCAGCAAGUUUCAGGUAUCAUCGGAUUUCUCUUUUGGCCGUGGAAGCCCACUUUAAGCGCUGUCCUGAUGUUUGUCCCGACUAUUACCCAAAGAGGACCUUGAAGGGGUCUAAGGGUUUGUUGUCCAAGCUACCAUAGCGGCAGUGUGUCGCCAUGGAGACGGAGCGUGACCGCGCAGACGAGUUUCUUCUGAGCUAACGAUAAGGUUUCCCAUCAGUGAUACACCCUGUACCUACGCAUAUAAUGACAUUAAACCGCUGAAGUCAUCUGCGGACUUUUUUAACACAUCACUUAGGCCUACAUGGCCUCUACAGAUCCAAAACAUGAGAUCUGCAGCCCCUUUAUGCCCCAGCGCAACACUAGGAAAACGUGCACAGAGAUAGUCAGUGAGAUCAGACAGUCCCUGCGAGUUCAGUCCACCCACCGACCAUUUACUCCCAGAGAUGGACAUAGAAAACUUUUUGGGAGCGCCUCUGUUCGUGUACAAUGUGACAACAGGCCACCUUCUGCUUUUAGCCUUCACGCUCAAAAUUUUGAUGCUUCAGACUCCAGGCCAGGUUCAGGGACUCGCCUCUCUCCUCUGGACCAUAAGCCAAAGUUUCCAGUCCCCUGUAAUGUUGAGGAUCCAUUCAAAGCCUUUCCCAAACCCCCUGCUGGCCCAGUGGAAGUGAAGAGGGGGCCGGCAGGGGCACGAGCACGCCUCCUCAGAACUGGAUCUCUCACCAGGUUACCACCUAUAGAAGGACACCCAAAUGUGAAAGAGAGACUGAAUGCAGGCCCAGGACAAAAGCAGCUGUCAACUAAGCAACUUUCCAGGACAGACCACACCGCAGUUCACAGUGGUCCUGUCAAACCCGGCCUACGCAGAGCAGCCAGUGAAAGAACGUUACAGACUGAUGUGGACUCAGGAAUAAGACCCACAGACCACAAAAGAGAUUGCGCAACAGAGCCGGAGCAUGGAGACAACAAGAGAAACAGAGAGGAGGAUGCAGGGUCACUGGUGUGGAUUAAUGUGGUUGCUCCUCUUCUUCAAAAACUAGAGAAAGUGGCUGCAGGCGGUUCCGAGGGCUCGGUUGGCCGCCUGUGUGAUUUGUGUGACCGUCUCCACGGCACCUUGGCAGAAGCGGACAUGCUCGGCCGGCGCUGUAAGAGGAGGUCAGAGAUACUUCGAACACUGUUCCGCCUCAUUGACCUCAACUCUGCCCAGCUCAACGUGCGCAUUGCCCAGCUGUGCCUUGCUCUGUGUGUCAGUGGAAACAACCUGCUCAACAUCUGUAAACUCAUCUUCCAGAUCAGCCGCGGCGAACACAACGACAUCCUCUUCCAGAACAACUCCAUCAUCGACUCAUUGCUGAGCGUGCUGACCAGUGAGGAUCUGUCUGCGUCUGGAGAAGCGCUGCUGUACUGUGUUGGCGCUUUGAAGUUUCUCUCUGGAAACGCUGCAAUCCUCAGACUCUUGCUGGACAAAAAUUGCAUUGGAGUGGCCCAGAAACUCAUCCAGAAACUCUGCGUAGUAGAAGAUACCAACCUCGCCAUAGCAGGCCAUAUCCUUGUACAGCUGACAGUGACCCUGAGGAACCUUGCCGAUCUGUCUGAUUCCCGUCCACUGUUUGUUUCAUUCUCCAUACUACCGGCGCUUUGCCUAGUGCUGCAGCAACACCGUGAAGACCAGGAUGUCUGCACAAACAUUUCCAGAAUUUACAGUAAACUUUCUUCAUACUCUGAGUGCCGCCUCGCGCUGGCUCAGAUCCCCAACUGCUACCUGCUAUUUUUAGAACUGUUGAACAAACAUCACCAAAAACAGGACCUCAUUGUGCGCCUCCUCUUCACCCUCGGGAAUCUCACGGCCAAAAGCGAUGAGCCCCGGCAGCAGCUCUUUCAGUGCGACGGCUGCAUGCGUGAGCUCCUCCGGCUGUACACAAUCUACCAGCGAAAGGACAGGCCACCUCACACACCCAUGCAGAAAGGAGCCUCUCCUCCUGUAAGGGCACAGGAGGCUGAUGACGUUCUGGUCAAGCUGGUCAGGGUGCUGGCGAAUAUGUGCAUCCACCCUGCUGUGGGUCCACCGCUGGCCGCAGACACAGCCUGCAUUCGGCUUCUGAUGGAGACCCUCGAGCUCAGGACUGUGCAGGAGAGCGAGGAGUUGCUGGUCAAUGUGGCCGCCGCCAUCAACAACCUGUCUUUCUACCAGGAAGAGGCUUCAGCCAUCAGACUCAAUCGGCUCCACAUUGCAAAGCUGGUGUUGAAGUUGCUGCUCAGCUCUAGUAUGGACGCCAUGCUCGAGGCUACCCGCGUCUAUGGAAACCUGACGCGGUACAAGGACGUGCGGGAUUUCAUCAUGCAAAACAAAGUGCACCGGUUUGUGGUAACACUGCUCGACUCAAAGAGCAACGAGGUGUGUUUCUCAGCCUGCGGGGUCCUCACCAACCUGGCUCUGGAUCCUCCCAGCAGGGUCUGUCUCACAGUGGAGGGGGCUCCUGCCAAGCUGGUGGACUGUCUGAGAGACUUUGGACCAGGUGACUGGCAGCUAGCGGGCCAGAUUUGCCAGGCCAUGUGGAACCUGACUGGUGGCAGCUCAGAGAAGCCGUUUGACACCGAGGAGAGAGAAUCGCUGCGGGAGAUCCUCACUGUAUACUUAGAUAAAGACGAGGCUCUUAAGUGGAUAGAUAAUGAGGACUUGAGGGACUUCCACAGGGCAUGCUGGGAGUUGGAGUUCCUACCCGUCGCUCAAAAACUGAUGAAGACGCUCCAGCCUCCGGAUCUGACAGCCUGACACAGUUGGACGUGGAGUUUUGUGUCAACAUAGAAACCUGUCUCCGCCUUACACUGAAUUUAUACUUUUAUGAUCGAACACUCCACCACCUGCGGCUUUGUAUAGCUGUCUGUAAAGUUUUGUAGUUUCCUUUUCGUGGAGAAAACAAGUGAGGCCAGAGUUGAAAUGAGCUCAGCCCACUCUCGCGCCAUGAUCCUGUGAAUAUGCGCCACAGUCGUAAUUUUUGCCACCUUAUGACUGCAGCUGCUGUUUUCCUCAGAGUAUGGAGUUACUUUUUAUAGCCUGCAAAGUUUAAAGCCUGCAGAUGGCAAAAAUGAAACAGUCCACCAUAACACCAGACAUGUAUAUGUAAUAUAUUUCAGGUUUUAAAUUUAACUAAUAAUAAAGGUAAUUAAGCAGAAUAUAGCAAGCAGACUUAAUCUAAAUUAAACUUAAAAAAAAUAAAAAAUGGGUUUGUGGAUGUAAUAUUCCUUCAGUCCUUUGUACUCUGGAACAUGUAUGGACACAUGUUUGCGUGUCUGUCUGCACUUUCAGUUCCACAAAUCUAGUUUUAGGGUUUCUCAUCACGCACAAGAAUAAUUUUAAACUUCUUUGCACACUCAUACGACUGGCUUGCACUGUAUCGAACUGUACAUACCGUGUUAUAAAGAUUUUUAUGUGGUUUUAAAACAAAACAGAUGACCAACCUGGAAUUUACCUCAUAUGUGAAUCUUUUAUUGUUUGUGGAUUGUGUGGCAUUUGAACUUGUACAUAAUAAAAGCCCGGCAGAC
Molecule: messenger RNA, 3866 nt
Organism: Archocentrus centrarchus (flier cichlid)
Lineage: Eukaryota; Metazoa; Chordata; Actinopteri; Cichliformes; Cichlidae
Gene: armc2
Product: armadillo repeat containing 2
Exons: 19
Coding region: 625-3096 (823 amino acids)
Biological process (GO): cilium organization; sperm axoneme assembly
Source: RefSeq, a predicted model, not a curated record